Messenger RNA from Anguilla rostrata (American eel), 7969 nucleotides. It is a transcript of the gene bbs12, whose product is annotated as Bardet-Biedl syndrome 12. The record is from RefSeq and is a predicted model, not a curated record. The transcript has 2 exons. The coding region runs from base 290 to 2164 and encodes 624 amino acids. NCBI's taxonomy places the organism in Eukaryota, Metazoa, Chordata, Actinopteri, Anguilliformes, Anguillidae. Gene Ontology annotation, molecular function: ATP binding. Gene Ontology annotation, biological process: photoreceptor cell maintenance; chaperone-mediated protein complex assembly.
GGCGCCGAACAAAAAAAAAAAAAAAGUGCGCAUGCCCAGUGAAAUCAGUUGUGCCAAAACUAAAAGGGAUGUCUGAGUUGUAUCGUUGAAGUGCUUGCGAGACGAAUCGUAAUUUAUAAGCGAUAUCGGGUGUUAUAUAUCGUUCUUUUUGCUUACAGUUAUUUUGUUAUGUUCUGUUGCAAAAACGUGUAAAUAGCUAGAUCUGUUAACAUGUUUUGAUUUCAUGCGUUAACUCGUUGGCGAAUUACAAUGAGCUAACUGGCUGUUUACAGUCUCCUAGCUGUCUAAGAUGUCAAUGUUGGGUUGCACAGCAGUAAACCAGGGUCCGCAUAUUGGACUGCAGCAGCUGGCGGCGUUAGCUGCAGCGGCAAAUGCCUUCUUGGGUCCCAAUAAAAAGUGCAAAAUCGUGGAUGGCCAGGAGAGCGGGGAGUCCAGCCUGGUGUGCUCCUCCUUCCGUCUACUGGUGCAGUUGGAUCUGAGCUGCGCAGCUGGACAACUGCUCAAUGAGACUACACAGGCACACCAGAAGGCGUUUGGCACAGGAACUGGCUGCCUGCUGUUCAUGGCGGGAGUCUGGAGCACGACGGCUGUGGAGUGCCUCCAGGAGGGGGUACCUGUUCAGCACAUAGUGUCGGCUAUGUUGGAGGGGCUGGACUCAUGCUUGGAAGCAAGCAGGGGAAUCCGCCUGCCAAUCAAGGAGGCUGUCCGCCAUUUUGGCUCUGGAGGGGAUAAACGACUGGACAAGCACAGAGAUCCCAAGAGCAUUGAAAAAGCGCAGAAGGGCGAGACUUGCGAGCCACAAGCUGUCCUGAGGGGAAAAGCGAACAUAAAACUGACGCACAGCAGGCAUUUCGGCUUGGGUGAAAGGACAGAGACAGGAAGCUUUGUACCAGGGAUGAUGUCAUCAUCAUCAUCAUCACUUUCAGGGAAGCCUGAACCCCUGGAUGUUACCCGCCUUGCUGUCUCUGUGAGUCACGGUUGUGAGGAUGGGAUGAGUCUGGUUGUUGAAGCCUACAGAAUUCAGACGGAGAGUAGCAGGGUAGACGGCGACCGUGGGAUGUUUGACCUCGACAAACUGGUAACGUGUGUCCUGCCUGGGCUGCCUGAGGGCUGUUCCUGCACCCUCCACGGGUUCCUCACUCUCGUCUCCGAGGAGCAGGCUCCAACCGCUAAAGGCCUAGAGGGCCAAAGUCUGCGUGUGGCUGUCAUCAAUGGUGACCUUACCAAGAGUUACCACCACCUGGGCUUCAGCAGGCCGACUGAUGUUCGGCACAUGACCGGAAAGCUAGAUUGUCUGGGGUUCCAUUCAGAGAGCGAUUGGGCCCGGAAAGCAUUGGCGACUCUGCAGCGGCUGAAGGUGGAUGUGCUCCUGGUUGGUGGAAUGGUUGCAGAGGGUCUACGCCAGAGUUGUGUUGAGCAAGGCCUCCUAGUGAUCGAGAGGGUGAUGCGUGGCGUCUUGCAUGACUUCGCUGAAACUACAGGAGUCAUGCCGGUCACCUAUCUGUCUCAGCUGGAUGAGGACUGCAUAGGCAAAGGGGCAAGGGCAUUCAUGUGGCGGGAAUGUGGAAAAGCUGUGGCUGUUAACAUUCAGGCAAAUGCAACCCGGCUUGUGACGGCGGUAAUCACUAGCUGUGUUAGCAGUAAGCUACAGAUGUUGGAGGACCGAUUCUGGGGCUGUGCCCAUCGCCUUUAUCACGCAAUGGAGGAUGGCCACGUCCUGCCUGGUGCGGGGGGCACCGAAAUUCUCUGCGCCCACCAUCUUAGAGAACUCUCAAAACCUGAUGGCAACCGGACACACCCACUGGGAGACUCAAACCCGUAUAGGGGUGUGGUGCUCCAGUGCAUGGCGGAAGGGUGGGUGGAGUAUGUGGCUACAGUGAUGUGGAACUCCGCAGCGGUUCCCUCAAAGCUGGAAGCCUGGACGGUUAUUGACCAGUCUCUGAAGGGCUUGGGGGCUGGGACAUUACCAUGGACCCGCCUCUCGGAGCAUCUCCACGGUGAUGGAGGACAUCUUGCAGUCGUCUACGACAACGUGGAGGCAAAGUUGGAAGCCUGGAGGAAGGCCUUAGAUCUGGUCCUUCUGGUGCUUCAAACUGACACCGAGAUCAUCACUGGCUUCAGCACCAAAGAUGCCAAGCAGGAAUCCCAUCUCAUGUUGCUUUAAGAAUAUUUUUCAAAAAUGCUUAUGAAUGAAUAUAGUUUGUCUUUUGUUGGGAGCUUGUUUUUAAUACAUUGAGUCUUGCUUGCCCAUACUUAACAUAAAAACACAUUUGAAAACGGCAACACAACUGCAGACCACUGGGCCUAGAGCUUUUUGUGUAGUUUAUAGAUGAUAGUGUAGUCUAAAAAGAAUUUAGAAAAUCUUUUAAUUUUUCCAAGAUUUAUAUUUUUCUAGCUCUUUUACUGCACCAAGCGGAGUGCACUGUCUGUAAGAACUGGUGCCACCACAAGAUGGAGACAAAAGUUUGUGCACACUAGUGUUGCACAAACUCUUACCCAGUAAACAGAUGUUCUGUUUGACAUCCCACUGAAGGGAAAUUGUCUGAAGAAGUGCAGUUAGUCAGAGGAAGAGGGAAAUUUGUUAAGGAUAUAAACAACCUUACAUGACGCAACAAACGGUCUUUCAUCCACUAAGUUGUAAGAUCCAUUGUUCACACUUCGGAUCGUUUGUGGUGCUCAUUAAUACAUGGGUGGCAAAACCUGUGGGUGACAUUAGUAUCAUUAUUUACCUCCUUUAUGAAUGUUUGUGCAAUUUCUGUUCUUUUUAAAGGAUUUAUUCACUCCUGCACAUAAGUACACUUGUCAAACAAACUGUAUUCUCUUAGCCAAUGUGCUGUCUCGUCACUUAAACACAAACAUGAAGUUUGAAGAAGGGGCGACAUUUAAAUUUGCACGUCAGCUUUGGCUUUAAAGUGCCUGUGCCCUUCCCGUCAGGUGACAGAAUGCUGAGUGAUGUAAAAACAUACAGCAUUCAUUAGCUUGCUCACGAUCACUCAUCAAAAAGGCAUAGAGCGUUACCUUCCUCUUCCAAUUUAUUUAGUUUUGUGUUUCCUGUAAAUACUGUAAACUGAAAUAUUUCUUUGAUGAACUUACAAACAGCACAUAAAGUUAAUCAAAGAAGCAAAAGGAGUAAGCUAUCAAACAACUGUGCACAGCCAGACUGCCUAUUCACUGAGUUAAGUGGAAAUGGUGAAUGCGUACUCAAAUCCAUUUAAGGGUAAUGUUUAUUAAGUGGCUGUUAAAAUUACUGUCAUUAGUAAUUAUAACGUCCACUUAACAAACAUUACCCUUAGAUAGAUUUGAGUACAGCAUUCACUAUUUCCAUUCAACUCAGUGAAUAGACAGUCUGGCUGUGCACAUUGGUUUGAUAGCUUACUCAUUUUAUAAUGGAGCAGGCAUUAAUAACCUUCUUCAAAGCUUUGCCCUAAGGCCUCAAAUCAUUCAUUGUCCUUGUCUCUUGUAAAAAUAAAAUCUGUGAUGUUGUUGUAAGUUAAGUAGAGGCACCACAGGUGAAAAGGGUGAUUUUGAGAUAUUAUCAUAUUUAGUUCUACGACUAUUGUAGUUUCAUAAAAUAUCUGAAAAAAAUUUCAGAAACUACUUUAAAUAGUUAAUUAAAAUGUUUUUAUACCAGCAGCUUCAUGUAUACCAAACAAUAAAUUCGAUUUAAUAGCCAUUUUCUCUAAAUGACAUAUUCCCUGUAUUCUUUUCCAACUUGACUUAGAUAUGCCAAUGAAAUUUUACAUGGUGCUUCUUAACCAAAAUAGUUGGUAAUUUACAGAAGCUUUUUAAACUAUAUUUUGUAAUUUCUAUUGUAUGGGGUAUUUUAUGAGGAAAAAUAGCAAUAAAUAAAUGAAUUUUUGGGCAUAUACAUAGGAUUUUAAAAAUAAUUCAUGAAUAAAACAAAAAUUUGAAAAACCCCUCUAUGAAUUACCAGCUAUUGAGUUGUUCAUCCAAUUGAAACAUAAAAAUGAACUCUGACUUAAUCCACUGAAGAAAAAAGUGCUUUAACUAAUAUGAAAAUUUGAGCUUUUAACAAUUAAUGAGCUGAUUUGCAUAUAUUCCUAAAAAUAAAUGAAAGUCAUAAUAGAGAAAAUGUAUUUGUGUCCACGUUCAAAAUAGAAAAUGUCCUUUUGAUUAGAGGAAAGGAUUUUUUCCCCCUAUUCACCUGUGGUACCUGUCCUUAACCACAGUGUUAUGUUUAUCUGUUUCAUUAGAUAUUAACUAUGAUGGUGUAACUUGGCAUAAAUGAUCUUAAAUUCCACUUACUCUUCACAGUGCACUGUUUCUGAUUGAUAGUGCCAACACAGAGGCUACAAUUCAGUCUGCCAGCUGAACCCUCCUCUGUUUGCUAAUGCCUUUCCUAGCUCUCUUUAAUUGCUGAUCCACCAGUGGCAUACAUAGGGGCGACAUAGCUCAGGAGGUAAGACCGAUUGUCUGGCAGUCGGAGGCUGAUAGAUUCCCUCAUGAGACGAGGCUGGAGUUUAAUACACACAUUUUAAUCAUUUAACUUUGAUAAUAUUUCUUUUUUAAUGAUUUAACUUGGGUAAUAAAUUGCUUAUAUUUAAUUUCCAUGAUACAGACCUAACAAAAGUAGGCUAAAUAAAUCAGCAUUGCAAAAUAUAACAUUAAAUAAACAAAUCAAACCGUAUUACAAGACCGUAGCCUAUCUAUGACAGUACAAAAUGAUUACUACACAAUAGGACAACAAUAUAAUUUACAACUCUGCUAGGCAACUUAUAACUAUUGUAAUCAUUAUGUGAAUUGAGUAUAGCUUUCUAUUUUCACACUUUGGUGCAAGGUUAUUCCAAUUAAAAGCUUGGUCUGAAGGUAAGGAUAUUUGGUUUCCCCCACCAACAGUCCCCUCCCAAACACAGAACAGACACAGUCUUUUUGAGAGAUGUUUGUUUGGUUUCCUGUCCCAAAUGCAGCUUACCGGCUUACAUGGGCCCUUAAUGAAGAGGUCUGGAACUGGCCGGAUCUCCGAAACGAGAGCCCCGUUUCCUGUGAUGAGUCCAGAACUAAGCCACAAACAGUGGUUCUGUUUGUUUGAGGCUUUUUUUUGCACCUCACUCCAAAUUUAUGCAGCUUGGUCAACACCAAUAUGGGUACGCAUAACAGAGUUCUCGGUGGCAUAGGUGAGCCUCAGGUUUUGUGAUUAAAAUAGCCAUGCAGAACAAGCCUGGCACCAAGAAUCUUAGCCUGCUAGAAAAGACUAAAGAGUCUUUGUUUUAUUUAAACUUUAUUUAACAAUGAAGGUGAACAGGCAGGUUACUGUAAUUCAUAGGUUAACAGAAUGCAGUUGACCUGUGAAUUAAAUUCAACUGGGAAUCAAAGUGGGUAAGGAAUGCAAGGGAUUCAUGUAGACUCUCAGAAGUAGGGGAUAAUUAAGUAGGCAUGAUAAAAGCGUCUGCCAAAUAAAUGUAAUGUACACCAUAUGACAUACACACUUUCUGAAAAAGAACCACCGGUGAACACCAUUGCCAGUAUAUUCAAUACACACUAUGUGUUCUUCAUUUUAUGUCACUCCAUGCUGCUGGGAGGCAGACAACCUUGUUCAGAUGUUUCUAAGUUGCUUGGCACAACUCGGGAUCAUUGACACACAAUUUCAUCAAAAUUUUGUGCCAGGAAUUUGAGCGCAUUUCUUUGUCUCUACAACGCAUAAAAUGCACGAUCAAUCAUAAAAAUGACGAAAUCCUAGCAAGAGUUCAGCAACUCUUUCAAAAGCAUUCAUCUCAUAAGUACUCCAGUCAUGUGGCAGAGGAGAGAGUGACACAUUCGAUCAACUAACCGAGACAAUGCUCCCAUAAGACAGUACAAUGAUGAGAUGAACUGAAAAAAAAUGAACUCUGUCCCCUGAUCAGUGAACUGUGAUGCAACCAAACAUGUGAUAUUUGAUGGACCAAAUGCAGACUGGGGGAGGUCUGUGAAUUGGUGGACUGUGAACUGCUUGCAAACAGUUUGCGCUGGGGGCACCACAUGUAUUUGUCUCUUGUUCAACACUUACUGUUUGGUUCAAAAAAGUUCUGUUCCAUACAUACAGCACCUUCAGGUUGGCUGUAUGUAGAGAGCAAGCAUUUCUGAUUCAUUGCACACCAGCAACCCUUGCUGACUGAUCAGGCACCCACAAGUCUGUCUGUAAAGCUGCACAUGAAGCAUCUUCCUCUGACUGCUGUCUGUGUGAACCUGAUGUGUGAGCAGCGGUGCGAAGAGAACUUGGCAUUGUAUGUUUUGGAGGACAGAAUGUGCUUGUUUUCAGGGGAUAUUGUAGCAAGUAUUGAUAUAUACAACUGGGCAUUCCAGAUUGGGAGAAAUGGGGGGCAGGCAUUUGAAAAAGGUAGCUUUACAGUGGCGUAACAGACAGGUUUUUUGUGCUCGGCCUCAUAGCUAUCGGAAAACGUUUGCCUGUCAUCAGAAACUAAGUUUUCACCCAGUUUCACCUCUGACCAGUAUACCUACAUAAAGUUCAGGAGUUGGGUCGACCGUCCCUGACCACAGCUUCCUCUCAAAGAUCCAGACAUGAUGUUCUGCUGGACCGGAGACGCACAUGCUCUCCACCCUUUUUUUCUUUUUCCCUGUAGUUUUUUUUCUCUUUUGCUCUCUUGUUCCCUCAAUUUCUCAUUCUCUCGCUUGCUCUUUCUCUCUCUCUCUCUCUCUCUUUCUGUCACCGUGUCUGCAGCCUCAUGUGAAGACUGCUUUAUGUCCUAUUGCUACUCCAGAUAUUCAGCAAUGAAAUGCAAUUAUUUAUGCCUCCUGUUUGGUGGGACAGACAUAUUUUGUGAGCAGAGUGUAAAGGGGCAAAGGAACUAGCACUCACUGUGUGUGUGUGAGUCUGGGUGAGAGGGUGUCUGGGUGUGAGACUGUGUGUGUGUGUCUGGCUGAGUCUCGGUGAGUGUGUGUUUGGGUGUGUCUGGGUGCAUGAAAGUGUGUAUUUGUCUGGGUUUGUGUGUGUGUGUGUGUGUGUGUGUGUGCACGCAGUAAAUAAAUAAAAAACAAUGGGUGACAUAGUAGAAUGUUUGAGCAGGUCAGUGAGGCUGUGCUUAAUGAAUGAAGCUGCCCAGAUGCAGGUGUGCUGUGCCAAGGAAACACUUAUACACGCGGAGCACUAGACUAUGUCAUGAUUAAACUCAGUUUCAUUCAGUUUCUGUUCAGUUAAGUUUUAUUUCAAUAUAGAAAGUUUCACACCAGUGUAUCCCAGGGCAAUUAGCAGGUAAAAUCAAUCUACAAUUGAUACAGUCUGGUCAAUUGCCUGCAAAUGAAAGCAGAAUCAAAGAGAAGUACUUUCAGUUGUUAUACAACAGCCAUAUUUUGGCAUUCCUGUUCUUAGCUGUCAGGGAGUUCCACCAACAUAUUACAGUACUGUAACUCUGUUAUGUCCCAGUGUUUUUUGUGCUUUGUAUUUUGUUGCUGCCGUGUUUGUUUCUGUCUCCGCUAUAGAGAGAGAUAAUGACGUCACGGUCCUGUUGUGGAGAUGCCAAUCCAAAGAUAUGCCUGAGACAGGAUGCUUGCCAGCGCCUGGCAACCAGACUGAGGGAUGCCUGUUGAAGACGCCCGGACCAUCGUGGAAAAGCGUUAUGAGAAAGAUGCCGGACUAUAUUUUGAGAAUGUGCAUCUUUUCUGUCAGUUCUGAAUUUUGCAGUCUAUUGCCUACUGUCUGCAGCCUGCUUAUCUUGGCAACACUAUCUUUGUUUACAACCUUUUCUAUAACAUGUAUAUUAAAUUGCCACAUGUAGCCCUUGUAUUACCUUUCAGUUAUAGAAAGCCCAUUUGAAAGAAGAGUGCAGCUUGUCAAGUUAAUCAGCGGUUAUAUCAAUUUCUACUUCGGAUAUCCAAGAGAAAUAGGAGGUUGGAUUUAUCACUCUGGCGUAGAUCACAUCUAUUCACUGACUGCCCAGUGAUUUUCCUAACAUUUUUGGGAUAGAAGUAUCUAGAUCCCUGCUUUGCUGUACAAUAAAUGCCUGCUUGAUUUUUA